Molecule: messenger RNA, 1165 nt
Organism: Medicago truncatula (barrel medic)
Lineage: Eukaryota; Viridiplantae; Streptophyta; Magnoliopsida; Fabales; Fabaceae
Product: secoisolariciresinol dehydrogenase
Exons: 2
Coding region: 124-942 (272 amino acids)
Molecular function (GO): oxidoreductase activity, acting on the CH-OH group of donors, NAD or NADP as acceptor
Source: RefSeq, a predicted model, not a curated record
CUAUUGAAAAAAUGAUUAAAGCUUGGGGCUUUAUUUAAUGGACGAUGCAAUAAGAUAGUUGAAGGAAGUGAAGAUCCAAACCUAUAUUUCUCCUCGACUAUCCAGAAACUUGAAAAGCUAACAAUGUCAACCGUUCCAUUGGUCUCUAAUGCCUUAAGAAGGCUUGAGGGGAAGGUAGCUUUGAUCACCGGUGGUGCGAGCGGCAUUGGUGAGGCCACUGCAAGACUCUUCUCCGAGCAUGGAGCUCAAGUCGUUAUAGCUGACAUCCAAGACGACAAAGGACACUCUAUUUGCAAGGAAUUACAAAAAUCGUCUUCUUCCUAUGUUCGUUGUGACGUGACAAAGGAAGAAGACAUUGAAAAUGCCGUGAACACAACCGUUUUCAAGUACGGUAAACUAGAUAUCAUGUUUAACAACGCUGGCAUAAGCGGUGUAAACAAAACAAAGAUACUUGAAAACAAAUUAUCUGAAUUUGAGGAUGUGAUUAAAGUAAACUUGACUGGUGUCUUUCUUGGAACAAAGCAUGCAUCAAGGGUAAUGAUCCCCGCUCGACGGGGUAGCAUAAUUAACACAGCUAGUGUUUGUGGAAGCAUAGGUGGUGUCGCUCCACAUGCCUACACAAGUGCAAAGCACGCCGUUGUUGGGCUGAUGAGAAACACGGCCAUCGAGCUUGGACGGUUUGGUAUUCGGGUGAAUUGUGUGUCACCUUAUAUUGUUGCAACUCCGUUGGUUAAGAAAUAUUUUAAGCUCGAUGAUGAUGAUGAUGUUUUAGAUGUUUAUUCUAACCUAAAGGGUGCUAAUCUUGUGCCAAAAGAUGUGGCUGAAGCUGCUCUAUACUUGGGAAGUGAUGAGUCUAAGUAUGUUAGUGGUCACAAUCUUGUCAUCGAUGGAGGAUUCACGGUUGUAAAUAAUGGGUUUUGUGUGUUUGGAGAAUCUGUCUAAAUAUGUGUUACGUACGUAUAAGUAUUUAUCUAUUCAUUCAUAACUAGCAAAAUACUUGUGCAUUCGCAUUGAUAAGUUAGUUCAUAGUUGAUAUAAGAUAAGAUCGACCGUAUAUAAAUGAUGAUAAGGUAAUGGUUCCAUAUUCAAACUAUUUUCAAUUUAUUAGUUGUAUCAACAUUGAACGGGAACUUCUCUCAAUUAGAAUUUGAACGUUAGUUCAUCA